Molecule: messenger RNA, 960 nt
Organism: Lodderomyces elongisporus
Lineage: Eukaryota; Fungi; Ascomycota; Pichiomycetes; Serinales; Debaryomycetaceae
Gene: ALG5
Product: dolichyl-phosphate beta-glucosyltransferase
Exons: 1
Coding region: 1-960 (319 amino acids)
Cellular component (GO): endoplasmic reticulum membrane
Source: RefSeq, a predicted model, not a curated record
AUGGCUGCAUUAAUGCUACCUCUAGCAAUUGCUGCAUAUGGUGUACUCCUUUUUCUUUCGCAUACGCCUAGGCUUCCAAUUGCAAGUGAGUCAAGGUAUACAACAAACGAUACCAAUGGUGAAGAAUUUGAUUUACCUCCUCGUGUCACCACCGAUAAUACGAGAGCUUUAGACGACAUUGACAUUAGUGUGAUUGUGCCUUGUUAUAAUGAAGUUAAGCGACUCAAAAAGAUGAUGGAUGAGGCCGUGGCAUAUUUAGAGAAAACCCACCGCGGCAAAUACGAAAUAAUUCUCGUCGACGAUGGAUCGACCGAUGGUACAGCAAAGUAUGGAAUCGAACUAGCCAAUAUGUACAACUUAAAACCACAUAUUGUGAAAGUGGUUCAACUUGCAAAGAAUAGAGGUAAAGGUGGCGCAGUUACACACGGGAUGUUGCAUGCUCUGGGUAAGUAUGCAUUAUUUGCCGACGCAGACGGUGCGACCCAAUUUUCAGACAUUUCAAAGCUUCUUGAUUUUCUUGAAAAACACCAAGAAGAACCUGCUAUGGCAAUUGGUUCGCGAGCGCACUUGGUCAAUACCGAUGCAGUCGUUAAGCGAUCAUUUAUAAGGAAUUUUCUUAUGUACGGCCUUCAUACCCUUGUCUACAUAUUUGGUAUUAGAGCCGUCAAGGAUACGCAAUGUGGCUUCAAAAUGUUUAAUCAGGAAGCUGUGGCAAAGAUUUUCCCACACAUGCAUACUGAACGGUGGAUCUUUGACGUGGAAGUGCUUUUACUCGGUGCUAUGCAGGGAGUAUUGAUAGAGGAGACUUCUGUUAAUUGGCAAGAAGUUGAUGGUUCGAAAGUUGAUUUGGCGAGAGACUCCAUUGAAAUGGCUGUUGAUUUGGUUGUGACCAGAUUGGCGUAUAUUCUUGGCAUUUAUAAGUUAAACGAAUGUGGAAGAGCAAACAAAAAUGACCAAUGA